This is a messenger RNA of Corylus avellana, 1145 nucleotides long. Lineage: Eukaryota; Viridiplantae; Streptophyta; Magnoliopsida; Fagales; Betulaceae. The record is from RefSeq and is a predicted model, not a curated record.
CAGCGAAGUACCUCUCGCUCUCGUCCAUGGAUUCGUCUUCUUCCUCUUCUUCUUCUUCGUCUCCAACGACGUCGUCUCUGCAACUAGCCAUGGCGGCCUUGGUGGGGGCCUCACUGGUGGCCAUCUCGGCGUUCUACAUCCACAAGCGCAGCGUCGACCAGGUCCUCCAGCGCCUCAUCGAGAUCCGCCGCAAACCCUCUCGCAAUGCCGGCGACCGUUUUUCCAUCGAGUAUGACGACGAGGCAGAAGAGGAAGAGGAAGCGGAAGCAGAAGAAGAAGAAGAGCGAGACGACGACCGGGGGUACGGCUCCGACGGAGAGAUGGUGGUUGAUCGGAAAAUGCGGGGCCGGAGUUUGUCUAAGUCGCUGGACGAGAACAUGCUUCGGAGUUCUAAAAUUUCGGCGUCGUUGCCCAAUGUGGCGUCGAGGAAUGAUUGGUGGGACGAAGACCCCAAGCUUGAUCAGCCACCGGUUGGACUAAGGGCUCAAGGUUUUGCUUUCUCGCUGGACAGACUCAAUUUGAUUCCCCAGGGGCUUCCGCCUCUUCGACUGGAUCAAAGAGACGGAGAGAAUCAGUAUGUCAAGCGUUCUGGUAUUGGUACAAGGAUAGUAUCUGUUGGUAGGCUAGUGACUCCAAGAUCCCCUGCUGGCAAUGCUUUUGAUAAUGCAGGAGAUUCUGACGAGGAAGGAACUGAGCUUGCAAAUGAAGAUGACAUACUUUUUAGCUAUGGAUAUAUAGAUUCUUCAACUGAUAUCACAAAUGCACAAGAUGUAAAUUCUGACAACCACCAAAAUUUGUGCACUGUUCCAAUAAUGGGUGACGAUGGGAACUUCAUGCAAGAUAAGAUGUGCAGUCCAACAGCAAGUGAAGCAAAAGCUGGUGUAGAUCCGCUUAGCAACGGAAAGAUAGAUAAUGCUUCAGGGCACAUAGUGGGGAAUGAUCCUAAUUUUGGCAACACUAAUACUCUGAGAACAACAGUACAUGGUAUUUUCAACUUCCUUGUCCUAAAGAGUUUCAUGGAGAUCUAUGUCUCGUUUCCAUCACUUCUCUAUUUUGUUGAUGCCUGUAUUUACUGGUCAUACGUACUAUCUGUAGACCAACUCAUUGGCGUUAUUGACAUUUUUCUACUUGUUGGGUUUUUUUAA